Molecule: messenger RNA, 1735 nt
Organism: Sinocyclocheilus grahami
Lineage: Eukaryota; Metazoa; Chordata; Actinopteri; Cypriniformes; Cyprinidae
Product: solute carrier family 23 member 2-like
Exons: 11
Coding region: 34-1515 (493 amino acids)
Biological process (GO): transmembrane transport
Cellular component (GO): membrane
Molecular function (GO): transmembrane transporter activity
Source: RefSeq, a predicted model, not a curated record
CGCUGCCUUACUGCACAAACCUACAGGUCAGCUAUGAAUCUCACUCAACAGGACCAAAAGCUUGACAUUGUGUUAAGAAACCAGGGCGUCACAGACUCAAACUUCGAAAUUUCAGAUGUCAGCCAUGACACUGAGAAGACCGUCAUUGCUGACCCCCGUGCCGAGAGUCUGGAAGAGGGUCUGGACUCGAGGCCUGAAGGCAACCUUAUCUACUCCAUCAACGAUCGCCCACCCUGGUACCUCUGCAUUCUUCUGGGUUUCCAGCAUUACAUACUGGCAUUUGGUGGCAUCCUGGCAAUUCCUCUCAUCCUAGCCGAGCCGUUGUGCAUCAAAGAGAACAACGCUGCCAAAAGUCAGCUCAUCUCCACCAUCUUCUUUGUCUCGGGCAUGUGCACUUUGCUACAGACCACCCUCGGGACCAGGUUGCCGAUCCUCCAAGGAGGGACGUUCACCUUCAUCACUCCGACUUUAGCUAUCCUCGCCCUUCCCAAGUGGAGAUGCCCAGACACAGGUGCCACCCCUCACCCUAAUGCCACAGAUUCUGCAGCGCUCUUAGUGGAUGAUGAUGAGGUGUGGAAAGUCCGCAUCCGUGAGAUCCAGGGGGCCAUUCUAAUGGCCUCAAUGCUUCAGCUUGUUCUGGGCCUGUCGGGUCUCGUGGGGCUAGUGUUGAGGUUCAUCGGGCCGCUGGCCAUCGCUCCCACCAUCAGCCUCAUAGGACUGUCGCUCUUCAUCCAGGCUGGCCAGAAGUCAGGAGCCCACUGGGGAAUUGCUGCUUUAACUGUUUGCCUGAUCCUUCUCUUCUCCCAGUAUUUGAGCAAAGUAAACCUUCCUCUCAUUGCUUAUAAGGACAAGAAGUGGAAAGUCUUCCAGUACCCUCUCUUCAAACUCUUUUCUGCUUUAUUUGGGAUGUGUGGAGCCUGGCUGGUGUGCUUCCUGCUGACAUAUUUCAAUGCCUUGCCCUCAUCUCCAAAUGAGUACGGCUACAUGGCCAGGACAGACAUCAAUCUUAAUGCAGUAAAAAGUGCUGCAUGGUUCUACGUGCCUUAUCCAGACCCGGUCAUCGGUGGAAUGUUUCUUGUCAUGUUUGGGAUGGUAGCAGCAGUGGGAAUUUCCAAUCUGCAGUAUGUGGAUUUGAACUCUUCCAGGAAUCUCUUGAUUCUUGGCUUCUCAACCUUCAGUGGUCUUGUGCUCCCAACCUGGUUUCACUCGAAUCCAGGCACGAUCAACACAGGCAUAAAAGAGCUGGAUCAGCUCAUAAUGAUUCUCUUCACCACCCACAUGUUCAUUGGUGGAUUCUUUGGAUUUGUUUUGGAUAACACAAUACCAGGAACAGAAAAAGAAAGGGGAAUAAAGAGCUGGAGGAAGACGGUUCAUGAAGGAUCUCAAAUACACGUCACCGAUCAUUCCUGUUACAAUCUGCCUUUCUGCACAAACUUUAUUCAGAGGUUCAAACUGCUCCACUACCUCCCGUUCCUCCCAUCAGUUAAGUCACAGGAACUGGGAACGCAUCUGUAGUGCCGGAGCUUCCUGUGGUAAGGCUUGGUUUUUGAAUGGCAUAUUGAAUGCGGGCAACACUCAGGCCUGGCUCCAGGGUUAAACUGAUCAGAAUAGCCACAAAAUUGCUGCGAUUUUCCGUGGAAAUCAUACAACCAUGGACAUUUUCAGCUCUUUUUGGAUUAUUAAAGUACAUGCUCCUCUAAAGCUCCAAUUAAACUUGAUUAUGUAACCUAUUGGU